AUGUUUCGACCGGUAGACUCGGCCGUGAGGCUGGCCAUGUCCAGGACCUCUCGGCGGUACUUCUCCGCUGCGCGCAACCUAGCUAAAUCUACUGCUUCCACGACUCCCGCAAGAUCCAGAUCAGUCCACUCGACGACGCGACAGCUCCCCGACGGCAUCGUUCCAAGUUGUAACCUAGCUGCGCACACGCAACAAGUUCCGAGGCAUUUCUCGACAUCCCGUUCAGUUGAGAGGGAGGCGGCGGCGGCGGAAAGCGAAGUAUCUGAUGCACAUGGGAGAAAACCCAGACUCCAGAAGAACGAUCUCUUCCACCCAUUUUCGACAUCUCCGCUGCCCGAAAUAAGGAGAAAGGCCGAGUUCAUAAGGCAGCACGCCUACUGCCCGCACCCGGACCACCGAUUGACUCACUUGCCUACGGUAGCGCCCAAGGAGGAGGACGCAACUAAGCAAGGCGGCAGCUUAGCACCGGCUCAUGUGCACUUCGAAUGCCCGGAUUGUGGUAUUCCUGUGUACUGCAGCGAGGGCCACUGGAUGGACGACUACGAGGCGCACCUUGAGAUUUGUGAUACCCUGCGAGAGAUCAACGAAGACGAGCAUGAUCUGAGGUCUGGUCGGGUCUUCCCCGAGUUCCAGUUUGGUGCAGAGCAGCUUCCGGAGGCGGUUGUGAAUUUGCUGAACUGGGAUACGUUUAUGUAUUCUCGGCAGUAUGCAGCCAUCCAUGAAGAAAGGGCUAUGCGGCACGCUACCAGGCUUCUCACGUAUCCGGUUACCAUCGGAAGCGUCCUCCACGAGUUGUCUCCGUACAAUAUCAGAAACCGUGUUACUGCGGAAGGGUUGAAGAGUUUUAGUGCUCUGCGUUAUUCGCUUCACCCGCCGAAGUCCGGAGGAGGAACAGACAUCAAGGGUCUUAGACCCACCCCGCCGCCGAUGAGAAUCUUCAUCCUUGGUGCCCGAGCUGAAUCCUCCCUCCCGCGCAAUGCCUGGAUGGAGCUUGCGCAUCUGUUCCCCGACUCGAGGCUCCACCUCAUCUUCAUCGGUCCGGAGAGUAUGGCAAACCGCGACGACGAGUUCCCGUUGCCAGAGAGGACACCGCAGAACCCCUUCGGUAUGGUUGUCGAAGACCGCGUAGGCCAGAACCUGAAGAUCAGCACCAUCGUGGACUACUACCACACGAUCCACAAGACCGGAUACUUCACGCCGUACGAUCCCUACUUUGACUGCUUCGUGCUCUUCCACCCUGGUCUUGGACAUCCCGCCAGCAGUCACGAGUGGACAGAAACUCUGCCUAUGCUCCUAGAGACUAAGCUCCCAAUCAUUUGCACCGGAUACACGCAGUUCGACAUGCAAAGAGACAUCGACUGGAUACAUGAGACGGCUCGCGGCGAGUUCGAUAUGCUCCUCGAGCCUGGUGAGAAUCUCUUCCGAAGUCUCAAGUGGGACUUGAACGAUCUCGAUCCCCAGGACGUCAGCUGUGGUAACUGGGGUGUUUGGGCAUUCCGUGGAAAGAGAUACGAGACUACGAGAAAGGAGGAUGCUGCUUAG
Molecule: messenger RNA, 1542 nt
Organism: Scedosporium apiospermum
Lineage: Eukaryota; Fungi; Ascomycota; Sordariomycetes; Microascales; Microascaceae
Product: mRNA processing protein
Exons: 3
Coding region: 1-1542 (513 amino acids)
Biological process (GO): mitochondrial respiratory chain complex IV assembly
Cellular component (GO): extrinsic component of mitochondrial inner membrane
Source: RefSeq, a predicted model, not a curated record